UUCCAAUCGCAAGAUAAUGUACAUCGAUUAUUUUGAGUGUGAUCGUGGAAAAAUAGAAAAAAGCGGACAGUUGUACCGAAAAUUAAAAAAACAAUUUAAGAAACCCCGCUUUGCAUAAUGUUGUAGAGAUAAUCUCUUUUCCUGAAUUGUUUGGCUCCCGUUCGAUCCCCAGAUAUUCUCUGGUUUUUUCCCCUGUUUGUGCGUACUGGAAGGUUUGGCAUAAGAUGUCGCUGGACGCAGCUUGUACAGUGAGAGAGCUGAGGGAGAGCUUUGCGUCGGGUCGGACGCGGCCUUAUGAGUGGAGAAUUGGUCAGCUUAAGCAGAUUGUGAAGCUUGUUGAUGAAAAUCAGGAUGAGAUUGCGGAGGCUCUGCAUAAGGAUAUCGGCAAGCCUCCAUUUGAGUCUUUCAUCUCAGAGAUAUCACUUUUAAAAGCCUCAUGCAAAGUAGUGAUCGGUGGGCUAAAGAAAUGGAUGGCCCCAGAAAAGGUUGGAACUACAAUCACAAGCUUUCCUUCAUCGGCUGAAAUUGUGCCAGAACCAUUGGGGGUCAUUUUGAUUAUUUCUGCAUGGAAUUAUCCCUUUUUGUUAUCCAUGGAUCCAGUAAUAGGAGCUAUUGCAGCAGGUAAUGCAGUGGUCUUGAAACCAUCUGAGGUGGCCCCUGCAACAUCUUCUUUGCUUGAGAAGCUUGUAUCAAAAUAUCUAGAUGGUACUGCAAUUCGUGUUUUUGAGGGUAGCGUCGCUGAGACAACAAGUUUGCUAGAACAAAGAUGGGAUAAAAUAUUUUAUACAGGGAGUGGCAGAAUAGGAAAGAUUGUGAUGGCUGCAGCAGCAAAUCACCUUACUCCUGUUACCUUAGAACUUGGAGGAAAAUGCCCAGUCAUUGUUGACCCAACAGCUGAUUUACAGGUUACAGCGAGGCGAAUUGUAGCUGGCAAGUGGGGAAGUAAUAAUGGACAAGCAUGCAUUGCUCCAGAUUACAUUAUAACUCUGGAUUUCUUUGCUCCUAAAUUGAUAGAUGCUCUGAAAAGUACACUGGAGAAUUUUUUUGGAAAGGAUGCAUUUCAAACCUCAGAUAUGUCGCGAAUUGUUAACUUAAACCAUUUUACACGUCUAACAAGGCUUCUGGAUGAUCCAAAGGUGUCAGAUAAAGUCAUCUACGGGGGUGAGCGAGAUGAGAAAAAAUUGAUCAUUACACCUGCUCUUUUGCUGGAUCCUCCGGCAGAUUCUUUGAUUAUGGCGGAUGAAAUAUUUGGUCCCUUGCUUCCAAUCAUAACUGUGCAAAAGAUGGAGGAAGCUUUGGAAUUUGUUAAUUCACGGCCAAAGCCUCUUGCAGCAUAUCUAUUUUCAAAGAAUAAAAAUCUAGAGAAAGAGGUGGUUGCAAGCAUCUCCGCCGGAGGGAUGGUUGUCAAUGAUACCGUUUUGCAUCUUACAAAUCACAACUUGCCCUUUGGAGGGGUUGGAGAAAGUGGAACUGGAGCAUAUCACGGCAAGUUUUCGUUUGACAAUUUCAGUCAUAAAAAGGCAGUCCUCUAUAGAGGCUUUGCAGGAGAUCUCGGGGCGAGAUAUCCUCCCUACACCAAGAAAAAGCAAAGUAUGGUGAGAUGCCUUUUGAAUGGAGAUAUAAUUGGAUUAAUAUGUGCUCUUAUUGGAUGGGGCAGGUAGUUGUUUGCAAGCAGACACAUCUAUAAGCUAUGCUUCAAGAUACAAUGUCAAUCCUUGUAUCAUUAUUUCAAUAUUUUUUAGAAAUGAUAAAAUAAGUUAUGUGCGAGGUAUAUGAUUUAGAUUCUAAUUGUUUCGGAAGGAUUAGCAGUUUGCUCUCAUGAUUCAGCAGAUGGCUAUCUUCUUCGUUUGCAAGCAUCUGUUUCUUGGGUUGUUCUUAGCUGGGCACAUUUGAUAUAUACUGUUCUCUUCUUCUAUUUUCCAAGUUCAAACUGCUUGUAGUAUUUGACGAUCAAAUUGUUUUGAUAUAAGAAGCCUGAUAUGGUAUUUAUUUUCA
Molecule: messenger RNA, 1995 nt
Organism: Cryptomeria japonica (Japanese cedar)
Lineage: Eukaryota; Viridiplantae; Streptophyta; Pinopsida; Cupressales; Cupressaceae
Product: aldehyde dehydrogenase family 3 member H1
Exons: 10
Coding region: 225-1661 (478 amino acids)
Biological process (GO): aldehyde metabolic process
Cellular component (GO): cytoplasm
Molecular function (GO): aldehyde dehydrogenase (NAD+) activity
Source: RefSeq, a predicted model, not a curated record